This is a messenger RNA of Fulvia fulva, 1107 nucleotides long. RefSeq lists its product as uncharacterized. The transcript has a single exon. Lineage: Eukaryota; Fungi; Ascomycota; Dothideomycetes; Mycosphaerellales; Mycosphaerellaceae. The coding region runs from base 1 to 1107 and encodes 368 amino acids. The record is from RefSeq and is a predicted model, not a curated record.
AUGGGACCAACAAACUACCCACCUCCGUCGGCUGUCACUACAGACGCAACAUGCUCCAUCACCAGCGGCCAACAGCUUCAAGACUUCUUGGAGAGCGAUGCGUCACUAUUUUCUGGCUCACAGGCUACCAAUGCAGGGACAGAGGGUGUGGAGCUAGACUUUCUAGACUCCCUGAGUUUUCCGGAUGUGCCAGCCUAUAACCCAGCGCUUGAGACUGACUACGUCAACUUUGACGCUUUUCAUCGUAAUGGCUACCCGACAAUCAAGGACUUCUCCUCAUCACUCCCUCGUUCCCACGAUCUUGGCGAGCUUGAAUCGGGAUUUCAAGGUCUUCUCGAUGAGUCCAGAAUCAGCAGCAUAAUCGAUAGUAUGGUUGAGUCACCACUACAAGACGACCGCUCUGCGUGCGUGACAACUUCACAUCGCAUUACUUGUCGCGGCAGCUUGACUCAUGGCAAGACAUGCAAAUGUCAUAUCAUGUGGAACAAGCUUUACCUGAUCGUCACAGAACCUAAGCUAUCUCAGACAACGAAGCUGCUCCCAUUGGAUCUGGUGUUGUUUGUGGAACAGGUCUUGCAAAACAACGUAGAGAUGAUGCGGCACUGCUCAGCGUGCGAAAGCUCGAAACUGCCCUCAGUGACUGGAAUGGGCAUUUGUAUCGUCGCCAGUUGGAUAAUUGAGACUCUGUAUGUGGCACUGAAAAGCGAACUCGAGUUGUUGGGGACCAGCACCACAGCGUCAAACAUCUCGCGGGGCCGUUCUGAACACAACAACGCCGAGCCAAGUGGGCCAUCCAAGGAGCACGAUCCAAACAGCUGCGAUCCUACAGGCAUACCGCCUUCCAUGGAUGCUCGUAAUUGCCUACGGGUCGGGACAUGGACCUUGCCCAAGGAGCUAUGGGCAUUAUGCAUGUCCGCCAUUGUCGCCAGAAGGAUCGAGCGCCUUCAACGGCUGCUUAUGACGGUUAUGAGCCACGGUGACCAGGUUGCGGAAGCCCCCGCGGGGUUUAAGGUCGGGCACGGCAUAGCACAAGGAAUAUGUGCCAGAGCAGAGAUCCUCUUGGGUAUGAUCGAGACCUGGGUAGCGCGAUACCAUCUGCGCGCGUGA